AGCAUCGUUGCUGUCCACGGCUUAAACGGGCACCGCGACAAGACCUGGACAGCAGCGAACGGCACCCACUGGCUCCGUGAUCUCCUACCAAAGGACAACCCCAAUGCGCGCAUAUUCUGCUGGGGAUACGAUGCAAACACGCACGGCGAGCGCGUUAGCCACCAAUUCCUCCACGAUCAUGCAGAACAGCUAGUAUCGGAUCUCUGCCUCAAGAGAAAGCGUACAAAUACUAUGGAACGACCAAUAAUCUUUGUGGCUCACAGCCUGGGUGGUAUCAUCGUUAAAGGCGUUAGUCCUUCUCGUCUCUAUCGUAUGCACAGCUGA
Messenger RNA from Aaosphaeria arxii CBS 175.79, 324 nucleotides. RefSeq lists its product as uncharacterized. The annotation marks the transcript as partial. The transcript has 2 exons. Lineage: Eukaryota; Fungi; Ascomycota; Dothideomycetes; Pleosporales. The record is from RefSeq and is a predicted model, not a curated record.